This is a messenger RNA of Paramecium pentaurelia, 807 nucleotides long. Lineage: Eukaryota; Ciliophora; Oligohymenophorea; Peniculida; Parameciidae. The record is from the annotation of a GenBank genome assembly.
UAAUGUUAAUUCCUAUUAUUCUCUUCUUAACUUUAGUAAAUUGCCAAGAUAAUCAAGAUGGUAUUGAAUCAAUAUAGGAAAUAUCUCCUGAAGAACAACUUAGAUAGUUGUAAGAAUAAAAACUAAAGAAAGAAAAAGAUACAAUUUAUUAUACAUGUAUUAUUUUGGCCAGAAUGCAUUUGGGAAAUUAUGGUAGUGAACUUGUUGAAAUUGUAGAUAAGUGAUUAUUUAUUAUUAAUUUUAGUUAAGCAUCUAAAGAAGAACAAUAAAAUGUUUGGAUUAAAUUAUAUACAACACAUGCAAUUUCAUGUUCCAAAUAACUCACCUAUGAUGAAAGUGUUUAAGUGUUAUUAUAAGUGAGAUCAGAGGAAUUUGAUCAUUCAAGGUUACCUGCUUUAUUUUCUGAAAUCGAUUUUAAUUAAUUCAGAAAUGGUUCUUGGGAAAGAGAAAUCAAUGAUUUAGAAAAUACAGUGUGGAAAUACAUUGAAGUAUUAUUAUUGUUUAAAAUUAUAGGAUUUUGAAUCUGCAUUAGCAGAAGAUUCAAACAAAAAAAAAUAAUAAGAAAGAGAGAGAGAUGAUGAUUAUGAUGAUUUAGAUCUAGAAUAUUUGAAGAUUGCUGCUUAAUAGUCAAAAGGGAAACAUAGAACAUUACAUGAUUAUCAACCAAAAGUAUAAAAAGCCAACUUUUCAGAUAUUCUAUUUUUAAUACUUGUAUUUCUUUCCAUAGGAGCAGGUAUAAUGUGGAUUAUUAGGAAAUUAAGUACAGCUGAUGAAUAAUAAAAAAAGAAGAAAACUAAACAGAAUUGA